Messenger RNA from Daktulosphaira vitifoliae (grape phylloxera), 1751 nucleotides. RefSeq lists its product as uncharacterized. NCBI's taxonomy places the organism in Eukaryota, Metazoa, Arthropoda, Insecta, Hemiptera, Phylloxeridae. The transcript has 2 exons. The coding region runs from base 57 to 1739 and encodes 560 amino acids. The record is from RefSeq and is a predicted model, not a curated record.
UAAGUUCUAAUAAAAUUUUACUAACUAUAAGACAUUUGCAUUUUAAAUUGUGAAUUAUGUUACCCAAAUUAUUUUAUUCUAUUUGUUAUACUUUUUUGAUUCUAACUACAAAAUUCUUUGUAAGUUGUAGAAUAAAGCCAAAAACAUAUGAGAAGUAUUAUUCAGAAGUAAUGGAUCAUAUAAGUGAACAAGUUGGAUGGGAUUAUAUGCAGUAUUUAGAAGUUAAGUCUUCUACAGAGAAAGGCUGUAAUAUUAAGGAAAUUAUUUGUAAAAAGAGUCCUAUAACAAUAUCAAAAAAAUUCGAUGCCGUAAUUGACACAUUGAAUUUCACGUACGCAGAAGUCAUCAAAACAUUUAUUGAUCAUAUUAGCAUUAUAGCUAACCAAUGUCAAGAAUAUUACAGCUUCAAUCAGGAAGAUAAUUUAUUACGUUGUGCAUUUUUACUUCAAAGUGUUGUGAAAAAUUCGAAAACUAUGUUUGAACAGUUAUACAAUGUAAUGAACUAUCUUAGCAACAUUGAUUUUAAAUUAUUAGCGAAAUUGAAAACAACAUUCUCUAUACCAAUAGUAGAUGAAAUUUAUACUUUUGUAGAAUAUGCAACAUUAAAAAGUCAACAAAAUUCACAGAUUUUUAUUAAUUCAAACGAUUCAAGCACAAAAAAAAUGGCUUGUGAAGUUAUUUUGGAAGUGCAAAGUUUUAUCGAAGGAAAAGUUCAUGAUAUCUACCAAAAUAUUAAAGUGAAAAAUAGUACAUACAUUUACAAUCAUAAACCAAAUUGCCUACUUGAAGAGAAUCUAAAAGACUAUAAAGCACAACAAAAUAAAAAUAUUGAAUUGAGUCAAUAUUUAAGUGAAUGGCUUAAAAUAUAUUAUAAUGAAAUUUCUAAAAAUUUCUACAAAAAUCUUGGAUUUGAACAAGUUUUAGAACCAAUUGAAGAAGGUUUCAAACAUCCAGUUCAUAUAUAUAAAAAUACUAGUCAAAAUCAGGUAAUCGAACAAAUAAACAAAAUCACUAGAGAAAGUGGAUGGAAUUCGUUGAAACAUAUGAGUAUUAUAUUUAAUGGUCAACUUAUAAGCGUAGAACGUAUUCUUAGACACCCGGCAGACAAAACAAAUUUUCAUUGUAAAAAAGAACAUAUAUUAAGAGUUAUCAAGUGCAUUUAUACAGAAAUACUGUUUAAGUAUUGCGACUAUGUAAUUUCUCUAUUAGAUUUUAUUAAAACGGUAAAUAUAAAACCUAAUGUUGCAGUAUAUACAAACUUGGUGCGUCAAAUUUUUGAUACAAUUCAUAAGACAACUAGAAUGUUUAAUAUAAUGUAUAAAACAUUGAUUUCUUUAAAUGAACUAAUGGGAGAUUAUUUUUAUAACAACAUUAAUUCGAAUAUAAAAUGUUUGUGUAAUUUAAUAACAAGAUUACUUGACGAAAUAAAUUCUGGAAAUUAUUCGAUUCAUGUUUUGGAUAGCAAAAGUGAUCUCAGUAAACAGAAAAUAUUGCAAUUUUACCCAAGAAUAUGCGUUAAUAACUUCUUAAGAGCUGUAAAAUAUAGCCAAUCGAGUAACUCUUCAUUACCUGUAACGUAUGAAAAACAAUGUCUAUUACAAAAUUUUGUGUUAAAUAUUGACAUACCUGAGUCAAUAAGUACCGACAAUUUUUCAUCUGCUUGUGACGAACUUAUUGUAUUUUCUAAUAAUUUUAUAAAAGUUUACUAUGAAGAGUUAGGUUUAAAUAAAUUAAAUUAAUUUAUUCGUCAA